Molecule: messenger RNA, 3749 nt
Organism: Trifolium pratense (red clover)
Lineage: Eukaryota; Viridiplantae; Streptophyta; Magnoliopsida; Fabales; Fabaceae
Product: amino acid permease 4-like
Exons: 7
Coding region: 1906-3360 (484 amino acids)
Cellular component (GO): plasma membrane
Source: RefSeq, a predicted model, not a curated record
AGUAUUAUUUAUUAUUUUAAUAUUAAAAUGAAUGAAUAUAACGAGUGAUUUCAAUUUUCACGGUGAAUUGCAGCGGAAGUUGUUUGAGUUCCAUACACCCAAUUGGUCCGCCGACUCCACAAGGCGGCGGCUGCCUGCUAGUGAGGUAGUCGGGUGGUUCCAUUUCAUAGGCUCAAAUUCAUUCAAACCAAAACAAAAUUCGCGAAUUUCUCAUUCUUGGAUUCAAACUUUCAACUCCUCUUGCGCCUAAUCGCUGCAUAUCCACCUUUAGCCGCCAGGUACCACACACUCUGUUUUCUCAUCGUUGUUGUUACCUUUUUUUUUUAGCAUUUUUAACCUAGUUUUUCUUUUAAUUUGGGGAUUUCUGAUUUUUAUAUUUGAAUUUCAAUAGUUGAGAGUGAAAAUCAUAUUUCAUUUUUAUGAAUAGUUGAGAUUUGUUGUGUUGUGUGACAUAUCUGAAUGGAACUUGUUAAUUUGGUUUAUGAUUUCUGUUUCUUUAUGGCAUGGGUAAUUAGUACUGCGGUGUUUUGAAAAAAUCUGUUUUGAAAAUAUUCAAAAAAUUGGUUGGGAUUUAGGGCCUAUUUGUUUCAACUUUAAAAAAACGGAUUUUUUUUUUUUUUUGAAAAAAAUCUAAAGCUAUUUGCAGUUUGUCUACGAUCAUAAAAAUCUAUUUUUCUAAGAUAGUGAGGGAUGAUGAGUGAUAAAAAAAUGGAUUUUGAUAAAAGCUGUUGAAAAUAGAUUAUCAUUUUGAUGAAAAAAAUGAUUUUUUUACUAAAAUGAUUUUUGAAAAAAUCUGAAACAAACAUAAGUAAAUCAAAAAAUAGAUUUUGUUUUUGGAAAAAAUAGAUUUUUUUGGCGAACAUGCCUUAAUAGAUUGUUAUUAAUAUCUCUAAAGGUGAACUAUGAAUGAGUUAAAAAAAGGUGAACAAGGAACAUUAUGAAAGGUUAACCUUUUUUAUGGAAUUUUAGCAACUUUUCACUCAAAUCAACUAUUUGAAAAGUUUAAAAUGGGUCCGACAAGUUGUCCACAUGUUGUUAAUUGUGGAGUUUGUUUUUUUUUUCUCUAAGAAUUGAUGAUUCUCGCUAUACGAUUCUAGCAAGAACUGUCCUUGCAUGUGUCAUCAGAGUAACAACCAGACAUUGAUGAUGCUAUGUUUCUCUUCUUUGCCUAUCUUUUGUAUAUGUACUACGUAUUUACUGUUUAGUUAGUGGGUUGGGAUUUGCAACAGGGAUUUUUUUUUGGUGGGAUGAUAUUUUUGUAAGGGAUUGGCUUGAGUAAAAUAAGAAAUUAAGAGUUCAUAUUUCACAACACGUAUGAUAUGUUAUAGAUUUAUAAUUUGAUAUGAGAAUUUAAUUAGUAAAUGACAUAAUAAAUUACCGUUUUUUAAAUAUAGAAGGUCAAGCCUGAUAAAGUUAAUAUUUGGGUAAAUACUGUAUUUAUAAUGAGAGGGUAGACACGAUUUUUACAUGAAAAGAUUAUGAGAAUUUAACAUGAGAGAAUUCAUUUCCAUAGACACUCGUUACAUGACACAUUGGCACCUAUGUUUCUUUUCAUAUGCUUGAAAUUUUACGGUGUAACUAAUCCCAAGGGGUGGAGGGAUACAUACAGUAAGGUUUCUCGUAGAUUUUUGGCCACUUGGAAUUUUUAAUUUGAACUUCCCAUAGGAUUUCCAUUUCUUAAAAUUUAAUCAAACUCUGAUAAAUUCCCUCUUAUUUAACUCUAUAAAUUACACAAGUUACUUGAUGCAUAUAAUUGAGCCAGCCUCUUUUUUUUUUUUUUUUGUGCAUGCUUUAUCCCUUGUUUGUGAUUUGCGAAUGCAACUCAGUUGUUGGAACGGACAAAAUUUGAUUUUUAUUUUAUAACGAUUCCUCACGUAUAUUUGUCCCACCGUAGAUCCUUACAAAAUGGUAGAAAACAAUUCCAGAGCCAACCUUAGUUACCGUGGAGAUAUUGUUGGCAUUGAGGAGGCCGCCAUAGAUGGCACACCUGACCCCAAAUUCUAUGACGACGAUGGCCGUGUUAAACGAACAGGAACCGUUUGGACUACAUGCUCCCACAUAAUAACAGCUGUGAUAGGAUCUGGGGUGCUCUCUUUAGCCUGGUCCCUAGCUCAGAUGGGUUGGAUUGCUGGUCCUGCAGCCAUGAUCUUUUUCAGUAUCAUCACUCUGUAUACUUCAUCAUUUCUCGCUGAUUGUUAUCGUUGUGGCGACACCGAAUUUGGAAAGAGAAACUAUACUUUCAUGGAUGCAGUUCGCAACAUUCUUGGCGGGUCCAGUGUUAAGAUUUGUGGAAUAGUUCAGUACUUGAAUCUUUUUGGAAGUGCAAUAGGAUACAAUAUUGCUGCUGCCAUGAGCCUGAUGGAAAUCAGAAAGUCUUACUGUGUCCAUUCCUCUGAUGGAACAGACCCAUGUCACAUUUCCGGCAACCCAUACAUGAUAGCUUUUGGCGUGGCACAGCUUUUCUUAUCUCAAAUUCCUGAUUUUCAUGACAUGUGGUGGCUCUCGGUAGUUGCUGCAGUCAUGUCUUUCUUCUAUUCCAUAAUUGCUCUUGCUCUUGGAAUUUCCAAAGUUGCAGAAACGGGUACUGUCAUGGGUAGCCUCACAGGAAUAAGCAUCGGAACAGUGACCCCGGCCCAAAAAGUAUGGGGGGUUUUCCAAGGUCUUGGAAACAUUGCCUUUGCCUAUUCGUAUUCUUUUGUUCUCCUGGAAAUUCAGGACACCAUCAAAUCUCCACCAUCAGAAGGAAAAGCAAUGAAGAAAGCUGCAAAGCUAAGUAUUGCAAUAACCACAACAUUUUAUAUGCUCUGUGGCUGCAUGGGUUAUGCUGCUUUUGGAGACAAUGCACCUGGAAACCUGCUUGCCGGAUUUGGUGUCUCGAAAGCUUACUGGGUUGUAGAUCUUGCUAAUGCUGCUAUCGUUAUUCAUCUUUUUGGAGCAUACCAAGUUUAUGCCCAACCACUCUUUGCCUUUGUCGAGAAAGAGGCAGCAAAGAAAUGGCCCAAAAUUGACAAAGAAUUCAAAGUUAAAAUUCCUGGUUUGCCAGUUUACAAUCAAAACAUAUUUAUGUUAGUUUGGAGGACAGUGUUUGUUAUCAUCAGCACUCUCAUAGCAAUGUUGAUUCCAUUUUUCAACGACGUAUUAGGAGUGAUCGGAGCAUUGGGAUUUUGGCCUUUAACUGUUUACUUUCCUGUGGAGAUGUAUAUCAUACAGAUGAAGAUCCCAAAAUGGAGUAGUAAAUGGAUUUGUCUGGAAAUAAUGAGUACUAUCUGCCUCAUAGUAUCCAUUGUAGCUGGUCUCGGCUCAUUGGUUGGUGUCUGGAUUGACCUGCAGAAAUACAAACCAUUCAGCUUAGAGAAUUAAAUAAUACCACAUAAAAUCCAUUGCCUCCUACUGGAUGUAAGAAACUGCUGUGGGAAGUCAUGAUUGUCUCUGUCUUGAUGGGGUCUUUAUUUCAUAAACGGUGAAAUUAUCCCUAAGUCGCAUUCAAGAAGAAUAACCGGGAUUGAAUAUUAUGAUCCUUAAUUAAUCUUUGUACCAAUACAAUACUAGUGGUACUAAAUCAUAAAUGAAGUGAUGAUUGUCGCUGUGAUAGUUUUUGUGCUUUGAUGUAAAUAUUCAAUUGAAUUUGUGAUGUAGAUCUUGGUGUUCUAGCUUAGUCGUGUCAUGUUGCAACCUUACAUUUCUGGAGUCAAAAUUUGGAGCCUUGAUAGGAAUUAUUCACUCUUCUCUUGCUUCCAUUUCUAUCCUUA